ACCGCCUAUGCAUUUCUCCCAUUCUCCUCCAUCUCACAACCAACAUGGCAAUCUUCUCUAGCCUCGCCUACAACUGGCAACACUGCGUCAACCACGUCGGCAUCCCCCUGUUUUUCUGGAGACGUCCAACAUGGUCUGUCCGUCAGAUGCCAGAUCAAUCCGGAAAGGUCGUUCUCAUCACGGGGGGAAACUCUGGUACCGGAUACGCUACCGCCCUCGCCCUUUACAACGCCGGUGCCAACGUCACCAUAGCUUGUCGCUCUCUCGACCGCGCUCGAGAGGCUGUAGAUGAUAUCAAGAAGAAUGGUGAGAGGUCUAUAUGGGGUAUCCGAUACAACAGCCGUGCCCCGGAAGCAGAGAACAAGGUCGGCACUGUGGACGUUCUUGAGCUUGAUCUCGCGGAUUUGGGGAGUGUUCAACGAGCCGCUGAAGAGUACAAGACCCGUGUCAAAAAGCUGGACUUGCUUUACUUGAACGCUGGCAUCAUGGGCACCCCGGAAGGGCAAUGGACCAAGCAAGGCUACACUCUCCAAUUUGGAACUAUGGUCCUGGCCCACCAGCGCUUCGCCACCCAUCUCAUGCCUAUCCUCUUGUCCCCUCGCCCAGAGCCGGCCAGAAUCGUCACCCUCGCCUCUUUCGCGCACAACCUUGCCCCGACCGGGGGUAUUGACUAUCUCUCCCUCAUUCGCCACCCCGACGACGUGCCCAAUCCCGAUGGGUCGCUCAAGAGGGGGAAGAACGAGCAAGAGAGGUGGGCAGAGUAUGGGCAGUCGAAGUGGGGGAAUAUCGCUUUGGCGAGGUAUCUUGCUGCUACGUAUGACCCGAAGGAGUUGAUCGCCGUGGCAGUUCAUCCUGGUUCGCUCUCGACUAACCUUUCCAAUCAUAUCGGUGCGUUCGCCUGGUUAAUGUCCAAAGCACAAUGGGCUCUCUCGCCGCUCCACUUUUCCCCCUCUGAUGGCGCGCUCAACCAGAUCUGGGCCGGUACCCUCCCCUUCCCGGAAGCUCUGGAGCUGGACGGCAAGUACGUCACGCCUUUCAACCAUGUCCUGGAGCCGAGAGGCGAUCUGGUGGGUGAAGAGGGAAAGAAGAAGGCGGUGGAACUUUGGGAGUGGUGUGAUGAGCAGGGAAAGAAGUUUCAGUAGUCGGGUAUCUGGUGGUGUAUAGUCCUCUAUUUCAGACUUCUCGAUAAGCAGUAAAGUCGCUCGCCCAUUGUCCAGUAUCGGUCCCUUAUUAGAUGGUGGUCUUUCUCUGCAAUGCACACAAUUCUGCAGCUC
Cryptococcus amylolentus CBS 6039 is the source of this 1274-nucleotide messenger RNA. RefSeq lists its product as hypothetical. The coding region runs from base 45 to 1142 and encodes 365 amino acids. The transcript is spliced from 7 exons. The record is from RefSeq and is a predicted model, not a curated record. Lineage: Eukaryota; Fungi; Basidiomycota; Tremellomycetes; Tremellales; Cryptococcaceae.